Messenger RNA from Trichoderma virens Gv29-8, 1650 nucleotides. RefSeq lists its product as uncharacterized. The transcript is spliced from 5 exons. NCBI's taxonomy places the organism in Eukaryota, Fungi, Ascomycota, Sordariomycetes, Hypocreales, Hypocreaceae. The coding region runs from base 1 to 1650 and encodes 549 amino acids. The record is from RefSeq and is a predicted model, not a curated record.
AUGCUUUAUUCUGUCAUUUUGUCAGGCUUUUGUGCCGCCCUAGUUCUCGGAGACACUGCCACGCCUGAUCUUCCCGUUGUUGACCUCGGAUAUGAACUGCAUCAAGCAAUUUCAUUCAAUGAAGAACAAAGAUUCUAUAACUUUUCUAAUAUUCGAUAUGCCCAACCCCCCCUAGGGCAACUGCGCUUUACAGCCCCGAAGCCUGUUGAAGGACAUAGCAGCAAUGUCAAUAACGGUUCCAUUGGGGUAAUCUGCCCGCAAGCAAUAGCAGCCUGGAAUAACGGAUCAAACGCUUUUGUGAAGGCCUAUACCAAUGGUGUUCCUUUUGCCAAAGCAGCCAUCCUUGGAGAAGAAGCACAGGAAAAUGCCAAGGUUCCACCUUUAGAUCCCCGAACAACUGAAGACUGCUUAUUCCUAGACGUCUUUGUUCCCCAAAAAGUCUUUGAAGGCAUGGGUAGCGGCAUGAAGGCCCCAGUAUACUUGUGGAUACAUGGAGGCGGCUAUACGAAGGGCGACAAAACGGGCGACAGCAAUGUCCUCAUAGAGCCCUCGGCGGUGCUUCAACAAAGCAAUGACACUCUUAUAUUUGUGUCCAUCAAUUAUCGUUUGGGUGCUUUCGGUUGGAUCGCUGGUCCCUUAUUCGAAAACAGUGGUGGACUCCCUAAUAUCGGGCUCUAUGAUCAGCGCCUGGCAAUGGACUGGGUUCAGCAGUAUAUUCACCUUUUUGGCGGCGACAAGAAUCGUGUUACUGUUGCGGGAGAGUCUGCUGGGGCCGGUUCUAUCGUGCACCACCUGACAGCAUUUGGGGGACAAGGCGAUGCGCUUCCAUUUACACAAGCAGUGACCCAAUCGCCAGCCUUCUCAAUCAAUUCUAAUCUUGAUACACAAAACCAGAGAUUUCAAGAAUUUCUGAAUCUACUGGGGGUUGGCUCCCUUGAUGAGGCCCGCACUCUUCCUUCGGAGCAAUUAAUUAUGGCAAAUCAAAUGCAAGCCUUCAACUCCUCCUAUGGUGGUGGCACAUAUAGUGUCGCUGUUGAUGGGACAUAUGUUCCUGCUCAGCCGGGUUUGCUAUUCUUAAAUGGUUCAUUUCACCAAAAUGUCAACAUAUAUUCUGGUCAUAAUGUGGAUGAAGGCCUUGUUUUUACGAAUCCUCUGCUGAUGCUCAACGGCACUUACCCUGAAUUACUGCAGAGCCUCUUUAGCAAUUUGACUGCUAGUGAAAUGACUUUCAUCGAAAACAGCCUCUACCCGCCUGUUUUUGAUGGAAGUUAUGGCUAUGCGAACGAAUUCGAACGAGCUUCUACUACAGUUGCGGAUGUUUCCAUAGUCUGCAAUGUAGACUACAUGGGUCGUGCUUAUAAUAAUGCGACUUACUCCUAUGAAUUUUCUGUCUACCCAGGCAUUCACGCGCAGGAUUUGGCUUAUGAAUUUAACAGCACAAGUGUUGUCAAUCAAACUGUUGCUAGCGCUUUUCAAGCGUACAUUUCAAGUUUCGUGGAUACCGGUAUUCCCGUUGGCCACAAUUUACCCCCAAUCCCGCAAUAUGGACCUGACGCUCUGACAAUGAAUCUCACUACUACGGGAAUUGAGAUUGCGACACCAGCCAAUAUUGACCGUGAGCGUUGUGCUUAUUGGCAAAAUCUACUUUAG